Molecule: messenger RNA, 1071 nt
Organism: Hydractinia symbiolongicarpus
Lineage: Eukaryota; Metazoa; Cnidaria; Hydrozoa; Anthoathecata; Hydractiniidae
Exons: 5
Coding region: 395-763 (122 amino acids)
Source: RefSeq, a predicted model, not a curated record
ACGAAAGCGCAGCGCCGAUGAGAGACAAAAAGCCCUGGGAACGAGGUUGUGAUCAAGUAAAUUAUGCAAUUGCUCUCUAAAACACAACAAUGCUUUAUUUUAUAAUCUGAGAGAUGCUAAAUAUAUAAUCAUCUUGCUAUUUGAGAAUGCCUUUUUAAGUUGCUGGUUUAAAGCAAUUGAUGCAAUUGUCAUGCAGAUAUGUCGUUCAAAGAUAAGAUCUUAAAUACCUCAAAUAACAUCCUUGUGUUGGAGCAAACAUAUCCACUCCAAUUGCAAGUGAAAAGUGAAAGUGCAAAACUGUAUUGCAAGUGAAAAACUGUAAUAUAUAAAAACUUGGUGCCUGUUUAUAGGGAGUUCAAAAAGUGUUCACAGACAUCACAGAGCAUCUACAAGAAUGAAGCUGGUCUUCUGCGUCCUGGUCUUUCUUUGUAUAUGGCAACCUGGUUUCACUCAAGGUCCACGAAAAUAUGGUCCGGGUGACUAUAAAAACGUUUCAUGCCACACGUGCAAGGUUGCACUCAAAAGCAUAGGAACCUCACUGACUUUACUUGGAACUAACAAAACGGAAUCGAAAAUCAAAAGCAUCGUUAAGAAUGUUUGUGGAACUCUGGAUGAGAUUUACACAAAAGAGUGCGGCUACCUAACUGGACAUUUCUCGAAGUAUAUUACCACUUGCUUACUUAAAAACAUGAAUGCAUCAUCAGUUUGUGGAGACAAGCAAAUAUGCAAGGUGGCAAAGAAGCAAAUUGUCAUUUACCCUUGAUUGAAAAGUUUCUUUUUUUAUUUAAUUUUGUAUAUUUAUUAGAGCGUAGAUUUAUCUUCCUACUGUUUGUGUCGUGUCGUCUAUGUGACGUUAAAAAUUCUUUUUUAUGACUGCAGAAAAUUUGUAUUUUGUGGUAAAUAAUAUAUGUUUAUAUAAUUAUCUUCUUUUAUUCCAUACUCUUCAACAUAAACAUUAAAAUUUAUUCAAAGUACCUGAACUUACAAAAGACACAUCAAAUUUGAUGUGUAUGUCAAAGUAUAAAAUUAGAAAGCAUGAGAGGAAGAAAACAGAAAAAUUAUGCUAGCUAA